AUGGCUUCUAAUGUGUUAUAUGCUCCGGUGGUUACAUUAAAAAUUUUGGGAGCGCCUAUCUCUGGAGAAUAUGCAGAAGGACAAGAAGCAGUUCUACAAUGUGGUGUCAAAGCUAAUCCCAGCGUUUGGAAAAUAACUUGGCUUCACAAUAGUAAAGAAAUCCAAUCCAAUGACAAAAGUAUAGUUAUGGAAGGUAAUGACCUGAUAUUGAGCAAUAUUAGUAGUGCAUCGUCGGGGCAAUACGAUGCACUGCUCACAAUUCUGAGGGACAAACACAAAGCAAGAUCUACUAGUAUAUUGACAUAUAAACCCGUCGCAGAUUUAGGAUACGGACAAUUUGCUUGCAAGGCUCAUAAUGAGGCAGGAGAAACAAGAAACAAAAAGGCCUUGUGUGUAUCAAGUCCACCUGGUCCGCCCUUAAACUGUACACUUGAAGCCGAUGGCGAAAUUGUGCAAUGCAAAGCUGGUUUCGAUGGCGGUUUAGAGCAGCGAUUUUUAGCUCAGGUUGUUCUGGCCUUAGAUUCAUUUACGACUUUAGUAAAUUCUUCUGCUAAUUUAGAACCUGUAUUUCGAAUACCAGGACUUAUGACUAACUCAUUUGCUGCUGACAAUGAAGCCAUGGAGGUACAAGUAAUUGUUUUAGCAGAAAACGAUCUUGGAAGAAGUAGCCCUGUGACUCUAAAAAAUUUAAUAUACAGUGAAAGGCCCAUUAGAAAAGGUGGAUUUGCGAGCUUUACAUCAAUUCCUAUAGAUCCUUUAUUAUUCGCAUUAUUAAUUACUGGAUCUGUAGUCAUAAUUUUGUGCUGCGGAAUUUGCUAUUUGCUUCGACGUCGUUGUUGUCGUGUUUCGCCUGAUAAACCGACUGCUAAUGGAAAACGACAAAAAUCAAGAAUACAGGAUAAUUCUGAUUCAUCCGUCUAUGAUGAAGGCAUAGAUGACCCUGAUCCUGAUCUUAUACCAAAUAAAGAAGGUUAG
Ctenocephalides felis (cat flea) is the source of this 975-nucleotide messenger RNA. RefSeq lists its product as uncharacterized. The coding region runs from base 1 to 975 and encodes 324 amino acids. The record is from RefSeq and is a predicted model, not a curated record. NCBI's taxonomy places the organism in Eukaryota, Metazoa, Arthropoda, Insecta, Siphonaptera, Pulicidae. The transcript has 8 exons.